UCGAGUUUCUUCACACCAACUUUCCACUGGCUCUCUCUUCCUCCUGCAAACAAUUUAAUCGCUGAGUUUUAUCUAAUUUUAAUUUCUUAAUUGUAUAUGUUUGAAAGUAAGAUUUAAUUUGGUUCUGUGAUUCUGCGUUUUGGAGCUAUAGCCAACAUGGGAACCAGCUUCAAAGCACUUCUGUUCCUUACAAGCCUGUUGUUUUCUCUUGUAUUCUCUGCACCCAAUGAUGGGUUGUCCAGGAUUGCACUGAAAAAGGUGAAACUGGAUUCUAACGACCGGGUUGCUGCGCAGCUCGAAUCCAAGAACGGAUUGAGGAAGUAUCGUCUCCCUUCGAAACUCGGAGAACCUGAGUCUGGGGAUGUCGACAUUGUUUCGUUAAAGAACUACUUGGAUGCUCAGUACUAUGGCGAGAUUGCCAUUGGCACUCCCCCUCAACCCUUCACUGUCAUUUUCGACACUGGAAGCUCGAACUUGUGGGUUCCAUCGUCCAAGUGUUAUUUCUCGCUUGCAUGCUUCUUCCAUGCCAAGUACGACUCGGGCCAAUCGAGAACAUACAAGAACAACGGGACUUCUGCUUCCAUCCAGUAUGGUACCGGAGCUAUUUCAGGCUUCUUUAGCAAUGACAAUGUUAAAGUCGGGGACAUCGUUGUUAAAAACCAGGAUUUCAUCGAAGCAACCAGUGAACCCGGUCUCACAUUCUUGGCCGCCAAGUUUGAUGGCUUAUUGGGACUUGGGUUUCAAGAGAUUUCGGUUGGAGGUUCUGUCCCAGUGUGGUACAACAUGGUUGAGCGAGGUCUUAUCAAGGAACCGGUGUUUUCCUUUUGGCUCAAUCGCAACGCACAAGAUGAAGCAGGUGGUGAAAUUGUGUUUGGCGGAGUUGAUCCGAAACACUUUAAGGGCAAGCACACAUAUGUUCCGGUAACGAGGAAAGGCUAUUGGCAGUUCAACAUGGGUGAUGUUCUUAUUGGUGGUAAACCAACUGGAUAUUGUGCUGGUGGCUGUUUCGCAAUUGCAGACUCUGGAACUUCCCUUUUGACAGGUCCAUCGACUGCAAUUACCAAGAUAAAUCAAGCCAUUGGAGCCAGUGAUGUUGUUAGCCAGGAAUGCAAGGCGGUUGUUAACCAGUAUGGACGAACCAUUCUUGAUUUACUCGUAGCUGAGGUCCACCCAAAGAAGGUUUGUUCUCAAAUUGGAGUGUGCAUUGACGGAACUCGUAGUGUAAGCAUGGGCAUUGAGAGCGUGGUGGAUGAGAACAACGGCAAAUCUUCCGGCAUUCUUCAUGAUGCUUCAUGCUCUGCGUGUGAAAUGGCAGUUGUCUGGAUGCAAAACGAGCUUAAGCAGAAUAUGACGCAAGGUCGCAUUUUGAACUACGUCAAUGAGCUUUGUGAAAAAAUGCCAGACGCAUCGGGACAAUCUACAGUCGACUGUGGAAAGCUUUCUUCCAUGCCUCCCGUUUCCUUCACCAUUGGCGGUAAAGUUUUUAAGCUCACUUCAAAUGAGUACAUACUUAAGGUCGGCGAGGGUGCUCAAGCUCAGUGCAUAAGUGGAUUCACUAGCAUGGAUAUCCCUCGUCCCCGCGGACCUCUCUGGAUCUUGGGAGAUAUAUUCAUGGGUCGUUACCACACCGUGUUCGAUUAUGGCAAUAUGAGAGUCGGAUUUGCAGAGGCUGCAUAAAGAACGGCCUUGGGACCGACCCUUCUUCUUGAAAUUAUUUGAUGCAUAUGCUCAUCUUUGUUUACUUUUCAUAUAUGUACCUCUGUAUGUAAAACGAUCCAGUGGUUAAAACUUGCAAUCAGUUGUGGUGUCUGUUGGCGUCGGCGUAAACCUAGUGUUUGUAAAUACAACUGUUUGUAAUCUGGUAUCAUAUGUUAUAAGUUUGAGAGCAUGUAGUAAAUUGUGCAAUGUUUUCUAGUAA
This is a messenger RNA of Pyrus x bretschneideri (Chinese white pear), 1918 nucleotides long. Its product is annotated as aspartic proteinase. The record is from RefSeq and is a predicted model, not a curated record. Gene Ontology annotation, biological process: lipid metabolic process; proteolysis. Gene Ontology annotation, molecular function: aspartic-type endopeptidase activity. Lineage: Eukaryota; Viridiplantae; Streptophyta; Magnoliopsida; Rosales; Rosaceae.